CUCUUUGCAUCUCUUCCCACACAAAACCAAAACACCCAUAAAAAACAAAAGAAAACUUGUCUCGUCUCAAGGAAUUUAAAGUAAACAAGAUGACGUUGCCCGAGUUUUUUGGCUGUACAUUUAUCGCAUUCGGGCCUCCAUUUGCCCUUUUCGUGUUCACCAUCGCGAAUGACCCGGUGCGAAUCAUCAUUCUCAUAGCGGCGGCCUUCUUUUGGCUGCUCUCACUAUUGCUGUCGUCGCUCUUGUGGUUCGCCAUGAUACCGCUGCGGGAUGUCCUGGCCUUCGGCGUUGUCUUUUCGGUGCUGUUCCAGGAGUGCUUCCGGUACAUCAUCUACAGGAUACUGCGGAGCACGGAGCAGGGACUACAUGCGGUGGCCGAGGACACGAGAGUGACGGACAACAAGCACAUCCUGGCUUAUGUUUCCGGUCUGGGAUUCGGGAUCAUAUCGGGGAUGUUUGCACUGGUCAAUGUGCUAGCUGAUAUGAGUGGUCCCGGCACCAUGGGCCUCGAGGGUGGCACGGAGCUGUUCUUUGUCACCUCGGCUGCCCAGGCUCUGUCCAUCAUUCUGCUGCACACCUUCUGGAGCGUGAUCUUCUUCAACGCCUUCGACACAAACAACUACCUACAUGUGGGCUAUGUGGUGGGCAGCCACCUGUUCGUCUCCCUCAUAACACUGCUUAAUGCCAGCGAGCUUUAUACUACUACUCUUCUCAUUAAUUACGCCAUCACCAUCUUCACUGGCAUCCUGGCAUUCCGAGUGGCUGGUGGAACGUCUCGCAGCUUCAAAAAGUUCAUAACAUGCCAGUAAUAAAGCGCUUAGUUUUUACCUUAGGUUAUAGCACUCCGAUAACAUUAUUUAAUGAUAAAACAAAAAAGACAUUACCUUGUAUAUGAUUGAUAUGUAAAUGCUUUCAAAUAUGAACUUUAAGACUGUUCGUAAAUGACACGUUUAUUAAAAAUAUUUAUGUACUGAUCCCAA
This is a messenger RNA of Drosophila serrata, 980 nucleotides long. It is a transcript of the gene aph-1, whose product is annotated as gamma-secretase subunit Aph-1. The record is from RefSeq and is a predicted model, not a curated record. Lineage: Eukaryota; Metazoa; Arthropoda; Insecta; Diptera; Drosophilidae. Gene Ontology annotation, biological process: positive regulation of catalytic activity; protein processing. Gene Ontology annotation, cellular component: membrane.